Neltuma alba is the source of this 2811-nucleotide messenger RNA. Its product is annotated as phospholipase A1 PLIP2, chloroplastic. The transcript has 5 exons. The coding region runs from base 307 to 2499 and encodes 730 amino acids. The record is from RefSeq and is a predicted model, not a curated record. Gene Ontology annotation, molecular function: glycerophospholipid phospholipase A1 activity. Gene Ontology annotation, biological process: lipid metabolic process. NCBI's taxonomy places the organism in Eukaryota, Viridiplantae, Streptophyta, Magnoliopsida, Fabales, Fabaceae.
GUGACCUGAUAAGCGCCCUGACCAGUAUAUUAUUAUACAUCUCUCUCUAAAUUGUCGCAAGCCUCACUGCUUCUCUUCGUUCAUUUUGAUUCUCCGCUCUUACCCUGUAAUAUUACACAACGAAACGAAGCAGACGAAGUAAGUAACCAUUGACAGCCCACUUUCUGGGAAUAUACAAGGGUUAUGGUGUUUAUUGAUAGACCAUAAUUUGAUAGAAUCGUCCACUGCAAUUGACCGUUCUCUGUAACAUUCUGCGUAAAGCGAAAGACGAACUUUCGAAACAGAGGCAAACCACAGAAAGCUAGAAUGGAUGCCCUGUGUUUCAAAAGUGGUAUAACUGGGAUGCCUCCAACGAUUUCCAUUAGCGGGUCCUUGGAUGCGCGGACAAACCCGCCUCAGGUAAGCGCGGUUGGGCGGUCCUCGACGGAGAAAUCGACCCAGAAAUCCGUCUUUUCGAGAUUCUCGUUUAAAUACCCUUUCAGAUCUCUCUGGCCCGGCGGAGGUGGAAGUAACAGGUACAAUGGGCUGGCCAUCGACGACGCCGUAUCGGUGGAGGACGGGGAAGAAAAAGCUGUGCAAGAAGACAAGGAUAAUGGCACAAUGGGUCCAGAGGGUCAGAGUGGGAACUGGGUCUUUAAGAUUUUACAUGUUAAAUCUAUCUGGAGGGGUGAACAGGGGAACAGUGCUCAUGGCGGUGGUGAUGAAGAUACGGAAAUCGAAGAGGAGGAGGGCGUAGCUAACGAUCAAACAAACCGGUCUGGGUGUGAUAAUGAGGAGCUAUGUGAUGCUUGCAAGAUUGAUGAUGAUGGUGGUGAUAAAGAGAUUCAAUUUGACAGGGAUUCAUUUUCAAGGAUGCUUCGGAGGGUGUCGUUGGCUGAAGCCAGGUUGUAUGCGCAGAUGUCCUAUUUGGGAAGCUUGGCAUACUGUAUACCCAAAAUCAAGCCGGGGAACCUCCUGCAAAAGUAUGGACUGCGUUUUGUAACUUCAUCACAACAGAAAAGAAACUCCUCUACAACGGCUGAAAAAAAUCAGGUGUCAGCUGAAACUCAGGAAGUGAAAACUAGUGAGCAUGACGGAGACGAAAGCAAGGAACAAAAGAACAGUAGACCCAACAUUAGUGCGUUGGCUGCUUAUGAGAUUGCUGCCUCUGCUGCCUCUUACCUAAAUGCUCGGACCAGGAGCAUAAUUCCAUUUAAAUCCUCAAAAGAUGGGAUUAGUGAAGGUUCACUUGAAGGAGGCAGUGCAAAUGUUGAUGGUGUCAACAUGGUAAACACAGAGGUAGCUUCUUUGAUGGCAACUACUGAUUCUGUGACAGCUGUGGUGGCUGCGAAGGAAGAAGUGAAGCAGGCUGUUGCAGAUGAUUUGAACUCAACAAGUUCAUCACCCUGUGAAUGGUUCAUAUGUGAUGAUGACCAGAGUGGUACCAGAUUUUUUGUCAUCCAGGGCUCUGAGUCCCUAGAAUCCUGGCAAGCAAACCUACUUUUCGAGCCUGUUCAGUUUGAGGGGCUGGAUAUUCUUGUCCAUAGAGGUAUAUAUGAGGCUGCUAAAGGGAUCUACCAACAGAUGUUGCCAGAGGUUCAUGCACACCUAAGAUCUCAAGGUUCUUGUGCAAUGUUCCGUUUCACAGGGCAUUCCCUUGGGGGAAGUUUGGCAUUGCUUGUAAAUCUCAUGCUGCUGAUGAGAGACGAAGUGCCAAUCUCCUCCCUUCUUCCUGUUAUAACCUUUGGUGCCCCUUCCAUCAUGUGUGGUGGUGAUAGACUGCUAGACAAGCUAGGAUUGCCCCAGAGUCAUGUUCAGGCAAUUACAAUGCACAGAGACAUAGUACCGCGAGCCUUUUCUUGCAAUUAUCCUAAUCAUGUAGCAGAGCUGCUAAAGGCUGUCAAUGGAAACUUCCGUAAUCAUCCUUGUCUUAAUACCCAGAAGGUAUUAUAUACACCUAUGGGUGAACUGCUAAUUCUGCAGCCGGAAGAGAAAUUUUCCCCAGGACAUGACCUCCUUCCCCCAGGAUGUGGUCUCUAUCUUUUGGGUGGUCUUUCAUCAGAAUCCAAUCAUCACAUCUACAGGCAGCUCCUAGCUGCACAGCUGGUGUUUUUGAACUCACCACAUCCACUUGAGAUCUUAAGUGACCGAUCUGCUUAUGGUUCAGGUGGAACUAUACAAAGGGAUCAUGACAUGAAUUCCUACUUAAAAUCUGUUAGAAGCGUGAUCCGCGACGAACUUCACAGAAUCCGAAGGAGGAGGAGAGAGCACAGGCGGAAGGUGUGGUGGCCUCUGGUGGCAUUGGCACCCCAUGGGAUUGAUGCUGGCGCUGUUGUCAGGAGGUCGGUGGUAUCAAUCAAUGUGAGUGAAGCGGGGUCAGCCUUUUCAGGCGUCAUAAAAACAGGGAGAGAGUCGUUGAAAAGGUUCAGUAGGCUUGUUGCAUCCCAACACAUGCAUUUGUUUGUGGUGCUCUUGUUUCCAGCACGCUUGUUACUCACGAGCACCUUCAGUCUCCAUUGAAUAGAGGAUGAUAAUUCAUUAUUUAUGGCCAGAAAAGUUGUAUAGGACGAGGGGACAUGGAUGUAGAGACAGUUAGUCAAUUAGGUGAUUCUUUAUUCAUUGAUUUCAAUAGUGAAAAGCGAAGUGUCCCUCAGAAAUAGUGUUUGCCCCUAGAAAAAUUAUUCCUCAAAUAUGAAAUUUGCAAAACUAGUUGCUUGAUUCCAGGAGACUGGUUAAGGGAUGGACUGGAGCAUCCCUCGUAUUCCUGUCUAAACUAGCUGCUCAUUUAUGGAAUAUUUGGCAUGGCUAAUUGGAAAGAAGGAUUGCAAGACA